GCGCUGCCGCGCUCAUCACGCAUCAACGUUCGUGGACGGCUGCGUCGAGUUUCUGAGCGUCAAUCUCAUGCGGCCUCCAAUUCGAAAAUCCAGUUUACACAUGUUUAUUCGGGUCCAGGAUAAUAUAUCCAAAGACAUAUUGAGUUAAUAACGCUCAUGGACAUGGAAGCGGUGAACACCUUUAACGGGGAGAUGCUGUCCAUGUUGGACAUGACUCCCCCGAUCUCUCGAGCCAAAAUGAUGUCUGUAACCAAAGCAGGAAUCAAAGCUAUCAAGCUUUACAAGCACGUUGUUCAGAUCGUGGAGAAGUUCAUCAAGAGGUGUAAACCAGACCUAAAGGUUGCUGGUCUCUAUGUGGUCGACUCAAUUAUCCGACAGUCACGCCAUCAGUUCGGCACAGACAAAGAUGUGUUCGGUCCGAGGUUUUUGAAAAACUUCACUGUUACAUUUCAGAACCUUUUCCAGUGCCCAGCUGAUGAUAAGGGGAAGAUAUUGCGUGUGUUGAAUCUGUGGGAGAAGAAUGACGUGUUCAGCAUGGAUAUCAUUCAGCCGCUGUUAGUCAUGGCCACAGCUCCUGUACUACCUGUUGUGGAGAAUGGAAUCACAGCUGCCGCGCCUCCAGCUGUGCCAAUGCCAGUGGAAACUGCAGUGCCAGAGCCACCACCAGCACCAGCGGUUGAGACGGCAGCAGCCCCGCACUCCCUUCAGAACCCAGUGGCCCUUGCUGCAGUCGCCCAACUCCUCCAGGGCACAGGGGGCGUCGAGUUACAGCAGCUGAUCCAAACUCUCCAGCAGGCCGGAGGGGCGGGGCUUCCUCAGUCCACUGCUCCGCCCCCUGAGCAGAAACCAUCAUUAGCUAAGUCUCUGCUGGAUCGAUUUGAUUAUGAUGAUGACCCUGAACCUGUGGAGGAAAAGACUGAACCAGCCCCUGCUGCUCCCAUUACCAUAAACCUCCCACCAGAAUUACAGCAAGCCCUGCAAGCUCAUCUUCUAAGCCAAAUUGUUAACCAGACGCAGAUGCAGGGUCAGAUGGUGUCACAGGGUCAAGUGGCGUCCCAGGAUCAGAUGGCACCUCAGGAGUUCCCAGCGAUGGUUCAGACCCAAAUACCAGAUAAUACUCCUCAAGUCUUUGAUGAGAGUGUCAUACAGCCCAGUACAACCCAGCAGGCUUCAGCUGAGAGUGAACGCUCGGUGCAUGAUGGGAGAGAUCGAAGACACAGCAGACGGACGCGAUCAAGGUCUCCACGCUCACGAAGAUCGCGGUCCGGUUCACGUUCCCGCCGAGAACGGUCAAGGUAUCACCGCACGCGUUCCCGAUCCAGAGAGCGGCGAGGCCGUUCCCCACAGGCACGAUCAGAGGAGAGGAGAGACAGGGAGAAAGAGCGAGAGCGACGACAGAAAGGACUUCCGCCCAUCAAGAAGGAAACUCUCAGUGUGUGCAGUACUACAUUAUGGAUCGGACAGCUGGACAAAAAGACUCAGCAGCAGGACAUUGUGAGUCUGAUGGAGGAAUUUGGACAGAUCGAGUCCAUCAACAUGAUUCCUCCCAGAGGUUGUGCCUACAUUGUCAUGGUGCACAGACAAGAUGCCUACACAGCCCUGAAUAAACUCAGCAGAGGUGUUGUUAAAGUCAACCAGAAAACCAUUAAGAUCGCAUGGGCAUUGAAUAAGGGCAUAAAGACGGACUUGAAGAAGUUUUGGGAUGUGGAGCGGGGUGUCACGUAUAUCCCAUGGGAUAAAGUGAAAGCCGAUGAUAUUCGAAGUCUUCAAGAAGGAGGCUUGCUUGACGCUGAAACACUCAAACCAGAGUGGAAAAGUGUUGUGGCCAAUCCGGCUGUGCCAGUAACAGAAGGACCUGAAGGAAAACAGGAAGAGGGAGCUGCACUACCAGCGGUAUCACAGAGCCCCUCAGUUCAACCUGUUGCUACGAUGAAUCCCGUCAUCCCAGGACCCCCUCCUAACAUGAGUUUACCACCUCCAGCCAUGAUCACAGGAGCCUCCCCUCCGUCAUUCCCUCCUCCUGGAUUUAACCCCCCACAGAUGCCUGCAGGAUUUGCUCCUGCUGUCCCGUUGGCCUCUCUGAACCCUGCAGGUCCUCCUCCAUCCGUCACAGAAACCCCAAUUGAAGAACCUUCAGAUGAAUCCCACGAGGCUCCCAAGAGGCACAUGGACCUGACAGGAGCUCAAGCGCUCAGUCCGCCUCCUCUCGGGGGGAUUCUGGGGCCCAGACCGGGGCCCCUACCGCCACACGCCCCUGUGGGACUCCGCCCACCCUUCAUGCCCCCUUUCGCUAAUAACGGGCCCCGUCCCAUCAUGCCCCCUCCCAAUAUGCCCCCUCAAAUGAUGCCCCCUAGGGGCCCCAACCCCAUGUUCGGAGAACCCCCCGUGGGCCGAUUCCGGAUGCGCAUGAUGGGUCCUCCAAGACACGAUUUCCCCCCUCACAGGCUCCCAAUGCGUCCUAGAGGGGAGGAACCGCACUGGCGAGAUCAAGGUCCAGAAAGGGGCCCAGACAGAUUCGGAAACGAGCCACCGUUUCAGCGGGGUGGAUGGGGAAGGGGCGGCCCUCGCGGACGAAGUGGCUUUGGGAACUGAGUUGCGUGUUUUUUUUAAGGCACUGCUGACUUCAGCUGUGACUGGACUGUGCAAAACAGUACUCUACGUCCUUGUGAAACGGGAAUACGGAGAACAUAUUCUACGUAUUAUAUACGGAGUCCAUAUAAAAUUAAUAGACACUGUUUCUAAAAGUCAACAUCUCCGAAUAUGAGUGAUGGUGCUCACCUCUUUACAUGUCGUCAUGUUCGCUUGAAUAGGCGAGACACAACCAGGGAUCAUGUAUAUUAUGAAAUUCCCAUCUCGCUCCAUGCGAAAUCUUCGAGGUCUGUUGUUUUUGGACGUUACACUCACUACCACAGACUAAUAUUAGAGGUCUAGUGUAACAUGUUCAAUGUAAAUAGUCCAGGUUUGCACAUUUCACAAUUGUUCUACUAUAAAGAAAAAACCUGUGGAAACUGUUCAGCCCAUCUUCCGUUCUGUAUAUUCGGCGGUAGUAUUUACUUUAAAGCUUCUGUAGGCUUUUAGGAAGGAAGAAAAGCGAAACGCCUGUCAGCGGUAGAGCAUCAUCUUCGGCCGGUUAAUUUUACGAAGCUAUUUUUUACCAAUCAUUCUUGUUUUCUUUUUCUCGUCUUAAUGGUUUAUAUUAACAUGCUAAAACAAACACGAGUAAAUGUUGUGGCUACUUAAACUUGACUUGUAAGUUUUCUUUUGUAAGGACUUGAAGUGUAGAGAAUGCAGUAUUGCGGUUGUCUCAGUAGAGGGCGCCAUUUGUCAAGACUCAGACCUGAACCCUGUCAGUCUGGUAAAAUGAGGAAAAAUUUAUUUCUCAACCAGGGUUAUUAUAGUUAACUAAAACU
This is a messenger RNA of Sinocyclocheilus rhinocerous, 3410 nucleotides long. It is a transcript of the gene scaf4b, whose product is annotated as SR-related CTD-associated factor 4b. Gene Ontology annotation, biological process: negative regulation of termination of RNA polymerase II transcription, poly(A)-coupled. NCBI's taxonomy places the organism in Eukaryota, Metazoa, Chordata, Actinopteri, Cypriniformes, Cyprinidae. The record is from RefSeq and is a predicted model, not a curated record. The transcript has 19 exons. Gene Ontology annotation, cellular component: nucleus. The coding region runs from base 157 to 2592 and encodes 811 amino acids. Gene Ontology annotation, molecular function: RNA binding; RNA polymerase II C-terminal domain phosphoserine binding.